AUGUUUUACCUUGGGAGCCCUGCGCAUCCAAGGUGGUGCCGUGACCACUGCAAGAUCCAGCCUGAUUGCGUGCAACUGCACAACCGGAAGAACGGCGUACUGUGGCCAUGGGAUGUUCUGGCAGAUAUGUGGGACAGCCCUGGCCAUUCGGAUUUUUUUUCUUGGGUUCAUGACCCCAAAGAUGAAGCAAGUCAUCGUUGUGAAGAAUAUUGGAACCGAGUUUCACACCUACCGUUUUACAAGAAGUUGGUGAUCAAGAACCCUGGCAAAACAAUACCGUUGUCGUGGCACAUGGAUGGCGUGAAGGUGUACAAAACCCACAAAGUCUGGGCCUAUAGCCAUUCAAGCGCAAUCAGGAAAGGUCAGUCCAUCGACACCAAGACCCUUUUUCUACUUUUCCGGGACAGUGACAUGGUGAAACCACACACCCACGAUGCAGUUGCAAAGCUCAUAGCUUACACUAUGGAUGUUUUGCAGUCAGGGGUUUUCCCAGACAAAGAUGUUGAUGGGAAUUCAUUUCGACAAAAUUCCAAAGAAGCAAAACGGGCAGGGUCCUAUUUUGCUGGUGUGUGGUGUGCUGCAUUCGCAUGUUUCAAGGCUGAUCUAGAAGGGCGAGUCAUGGCCCACAAACUGGUGAGGAACUGGGCAUCUGACUCCAUAUGUGAGCAUUGCCUGGCCAGCAAGUUGCCUCAGUGUUCGUAUGGUGACUUCACCAAUGCAGCGGCAUACUGGGAAUGCAUGCUUACUCAUGAACAGUAUCUGAUGUUGAACCCCCCAGGGAAAACUUCAGCAUGGACCAGCGUUCGUGGAUGGGAUAUCACCCGCAAUUUGGAUGAGUCUUGUCAAAUCGUCAGCCUACGUUUUGGGCGGGAAAAUUGGCAGUCUUAUCCCGAACUGGCAUCGUGCUACAAGGGCGCCAUGGUGAAGUACAUGAUCUUUUGGGUGGCCGAGUUUCUCAAAGAGAAAUUAGAUGAAGUUGACACAGAAAACAACCGUUUGAGGGCAUAUUGUGCUUGGAGUUUGUAUCAAUUCCAAUACUUGCAGGAAACAAAUGGCCCUUGGCUAUCUUCUAAUGCUGCAGAAGAGAUGGCUGAGAUGGGUCGUUACCGGACACGCUAUGAAAGCUGCAUGAGCUCUAGGACCAGGGUGCAGGUGAUCACGGAUGGGAUUCUGGCAAGGCAACUGCAGGUGAGGACGUUGACGCUGGCACCCCUGGCCCUGGCAGUUGCUGAGCCACAGACCCGAGGCGUUCCAGAGCCCGCAGUGUGCGCGGCCCUGGGACCUUUGGGCAUUUAUGAGCAGAUCUUCCGCGACAUCGGGCGCUAUGCGAAUCUGGACCUGCAACGUCUGGCUCUGUACGAUGGCUUCUGCCUUCGGCGACGCAGGGCCUGUAUUCGACUGCGAGUGGUGGAUGGAAUUCCCUACGUUUUAGACAUGUUUCCAGGUUACCAAAGUCGUCACCGCAGCAUCCUACACGCCCUCUGGCGGGUGCUUGUGCGCUUUGGGCCGCUCCCCAAUCUCGAGGUGACCAUUGAUGUGACUGACGGCGAGCUUCAAAACAUCGAUUUGCCCAUCUUGGUAAUCACACACAAGAAAGAGGAGCCUCGCGGAAUUCUUUAUCCCGACUUCACCUUCUAUUCCUGGCCCGAAUCCACGUGUCCUCCCGAGAUAUCACACGACUACAGUUAUCUCUAUGAUCGAUUUAAGCAUUGGCAUCAUCGGCAUGCACCGUGGUUGAACCGCAGCGACGUGGUCUUCUGGCGCGGCGCGCCGGUGGACGACAACCAGGCGCGACAACAGGUGGUGCAACGCUUCCGAGAAGUGGUCAACUCGGACGUGAAAUUCAUGUCCUGGAAGGUUGUGUCAUCCACGGGGGUGAACGAAGUUCAAGGAUGCGUGGGGCUUCUGGAGCAAUGUCAAUACCGCUAUCUUGCUUUCUUAGCAGGCACCACGUAUUCCUCACGCAUCAAGUACCAACUGCUCUGUGGUUCUUUAGUGCUUGCGCACGAACCAAGAUUCAUUGAGUGGUGGAGCCAUUUGCUACUUCCAGGGGUACACUACGCACCCGUCGAAUCAGACUGGAGCGAUGUGUCCACCAUGAUGGAAGUCUUACGACGAAAAGAGUUGCAAGCCAGGACCUUGGCCCGUCAAGGACAAAGACUCGCCAUGACGGCCUUGUCUCCCAGCGCCGUGGAUUGCCGCCUGACUGCGGUAGAAAUUUGGGGCACAAGGGAAUGA
Molecule: messenger RNA, 2238 nt
Organism: Cladocopium goreaui
Lineage: Eukaryota; Dinophyceae; Suessiales; Symbiodiniaceae
Source: the annotation of a GenBank genome assembly